Messenger RNA from Lathyrus sativus (Indian pea), 324 nucleotides. NCBI's taxonomy places the organism in Eukaryota, Viridiplantae, Streptophyta, Magnoliopsida, Fabales, Fabaceae. The record is from the annotation of a GenBank genome assembly.
AUGCAAGGAGCUGGAGAAAUGCAAGGAGAUGGAGGAAGUAGAGAUAUGCAAAAUACAUCAAGUGGACACCACACUCCAAUUGUUUCAGCAAGUGGACAACAAACAACAAGUGGGCAACAAACUACAGCAACAACCGAUCUUCCACCAAAUGGCCUAAAGAAAAGAAGACAUAAUGCCAAUGGUAAUAGAAAAAGAUCUGAGGUAUGGGAUCACUUUAACCUUAUUCCUAAUAGUGACCCACCAACCGCUGCGUGUAAAUAUUGCCAUCAAAUGUACAUGUGUGACUCUGAGAAACAUGGAACUCCAACUAAAAGAGUCACAUGA